Molecule: messenger RNA, 1059 nt
Organism: Penicillium arizonense
Lineage: Eukaryota; Fungi; Ascomycota; Eurotiomycetes; Eurotiales; Aspergillaceae
Product: zinc-binding alcohol dehydrogenase family protein
Exons: 2
Coding region: 1-1059 (352 amino acids)
Molecular function (GO): oxidoreductase activity, acting on NAD(P)H
Source: RefSeq, a predicted model, not a curated record
AUGAAGGCUCUUGUUUCUAAUCGCAGCAUUGUCACCAGGCUUGUCAACCUCGUCUGUAGCAAAUCAGUCGGUGGCCAGGGAGGACAUGUCAAGGAUGUUCCCAUUCCUACAAUCUCGCCAGACGAUAUUCUGGUCAAAGUCAAGGCGGUCGCGUUGAAUCCGACGGAUUUCAAGCACCUAGAUGCCAUUUCUCCUCCUCACUCCAUAAUAGGCUGCGACUAUGCCGGCGUGGUCGAACAGGUCGGCAGCGCCGUCAAGUCAGGAUGGAAACCCGGCGAUCGCGUGGCGGGCGCCGUGCACGGCGGCCUUUUUCCCAACAAGGGCGCUUUUGCCGAGUACUUGGUUGUUGACUCGGAUUUGGCUUGGAGGAUUCCUGAUGAAAUGAGCGACACGGACGCCACCACUUACGGCGUCUCAGCCGUGACUGCCAUGUUGACCCUCAAUGUCCGUCAUGGCCUCCCCUUCGUCCAAGGUGAUGAUGCGGCCCUUGGAGAUGAGGCGAUCUUCAUCUAUGCCGGAGCCACUAGCGCUGGACUGUUUCACAUCCAGCUUGCAAAGGCAGCAGGGUAUAGAGUUGUUACGACGGCCUCGCCGCGUUCAUUCGACCUUGUCAAGGCGUACGGCGCCUCUGCAGUGUUUAACUACAAAUCAGCAACCGUCGCAGCAGAUGUCAUCAAGGCAUAUCCUAAGAUUUCGAAGGCCGUCGAUUGUUUCUCCGAAGGGAAAUCUACUUCUGUAUGUGCAGAAGUACUAAGAAAUAAUGGUGGUACGGUGAUAACGCUAUUGCCCAAUGGCAAGUCAAGCGUUCCGGGCGUGACGUACGACAUGGUAGUGGCAUAUACGGUGUUUGGUCGCCCUUUUCAGUGGCUACCACCAGUUGGCCCAAAGUUCGAGACCAGGCCAGCAGACCGCGAAGCUCUUGUCCGCUUUUACAAGGUCCUUCCAACAAUCACACAUGUCUUGAAACCGAUCCCUACUGUCAAGCAAAAGGAAGGGUUUGAGGGUAUUUUCGAUGGAUUGAACAAACUACGUGCAGGCGCUGUAGCCGGGGGCAAAUGA